GUGCUUCUCGUGUAAAAGAUUGGAGAAGAAAGUGUAAUGACUCCAUAAAAACAUUUUAGACUCUUUUCAAAAGAAAUCUUUUCCAUUUGACAAUGAAACACAAGAGUCGAUGUGUGAACCGUUGAUAACCAUUCAAAAUAAAGUUUCGUCAUCCGGAGCGGCUUGUUGGCUUGAUGAGGAAAAGUUGAUUCUUGUUGGUAAUGUCACAAAUUUUGAUCAGAAUGUCAAAGAUGUCGAUGAAUUCGUUCGUAAAGCUAACAUGUUUUCGAAGAAGAGCUUUGAAGUUGACGAUUGCAUUAGCGAUUCCAUCGUGAAAGAAUUACCUCAGCUUCAAGAAAGUCUAAAGUCCCAUAAAAUAACGUUAAACGAAAAAGAACUUGUUGUCGUUGGCUUGAAAAGCGACUUCAGCCAUGCUUUAAAAACUGUCAAUGCCUUUCUGGGACGUCUGAAAUUAGCAGCCGUCACUGUCGAGGUUGAUUGUGAUGUUCUGAAAUUUGUGAUGAACCGUAAAUUUUUUUCGUGCGACCUCGCCGCAAGACUGAAAAACUUUAAGGCUGAGUUCCAACCAUUUGAAGAGGGUAAUGCUUUCUUAAAGAUCGUCCAAUCAGAUACGGGCAGCGUUAAAAAUUGGCCUGAAAAGUGCGAGAAUACGGCAAAGAAGUUUUUUGAUCAAUUUCGUGUAGAAAGAUUUAAAAUUAGCGCAGGAGCUGAGAACGCUGUUUCUAAGAAAGUUGAAGGUAUGAUAGAUUCAAUCCGCUCCGAUCAAAUUGAUUGUUGGUUUAUCCUGGAAAAAGAAGAAAUCGUUAUAGUUGGACUGAAAAAAAACGUUGAUUCCGUUAUUAAAUUGGUUGAAAACAUUAUAAGAAUGACGACAGAAGAACACGAAAAACCAAAGCAAGUCGUUAGGUAUGCUGACGUUCCAUCUUCUGAUCAUGCUGAUUUCCUUGAAAAACAACAAUUCCUGAGAACGAUUAAAGAAAAUAAUCCUGGUUUGGUUGAGGUAAAUUUUGCGGACGACAAAUCAAGAACGAAAGUAUGUUUCGUGGGUUCUAAUGAAGCAACAAGUGAUGGAAUUGAAAGGUUCGAUGAUUUUAUGAAAAAUGUCGAGGUCCGCGAGUUAGGAUUAUCAAAAGAGGUUGUAUGUUUUAUGUCGAAAAAAUCUGGUGUGGAAUAUCUUGAUACACUUUUCUCGAAAGAAGACGUUGCUUAUCAUAUUUUAGUGACGUCGAAAGAUACCGUCAAAAUAAUUACACGCUCCGCUGAAGAAUACAAAGUAGUUCGAGAUCUUUUGUGUAAAAGCAUCUAUAUGGAAAGCAUCGACUUUCCUGCUCUACACGAACACAUUUUAUCCUCAAAACAGUGGUGUGAUUUGUUGAAGUCUAUAGAGGAAGAGAAGCCAAUUGACUACAAAGUUGAACGUGUUGAUAAAGCGCAAAUACAUUUAUAUGGUGCAAAACAUGUUGUAAACGAAUACAGCAGAAAGAUUCGACGUCUUAUCAGCUCUCUUACUUUAGAAAGCAAAAAGAAGAGUUUACUGCCUGGCGUUGCUCGUUUCAUAAAAGAGAAGAUGACCACUGAGAUUGACACGAUACAGACUCAUUUUAAAGAUGAACAUUUAAAAAUUGAAAUUGUUGGUCAUGAGUGUGAUUUAGUUGGCACAAAAGAAGGAGUUUUAGAAGGGUAUCUAAAGAUCCGUAAAUUAGAAAAUAAGAUUUUAUCAGAAUCAAAAGACAUGUCCCGUGUUCGUCUCAGUACUUUGAUGUUUGGUGAGAACGGUAAAAGGAAUGUGAAAGGCAUCGAAGAUGAAACUAAUGUGGUGAUAGAAGUUAUAGAAUUGGCGGACUCAGCCCGAGAUGAAGGUAUCAAAAAUGAAAACAUGACGUCAAUGACUGCGAGUGCUGUGUCAAACCCAGUAGAUCCUUUUGAUGUUUGUAAAUUCAUCACGAAAGAAGGUCUUAACGUGUCAUGGAAGUAUGGAAAUAUUGCCGAGGAAAGGGCUGACAUUUUGGUAAAUUCUGCUACAUCUGAUUUAACAAACCUUACCCAGAUCGGCCGUGCAUUAUUUUCUGUUGGGGGAAUGACGUAUCAGUUGGAAUGUAGUAGACAUCGCAAUGUUGCUGCUGGUGACAUCGUUACGACAAGUGGAGGUGAUUUACGUUGUAAAUAUGUUAUACAUGCUGUGUGCUGUGACUGGAGAUAUCAACAUGGAGAUGGUGAGUUCCUACCUAAUCUUAUAAUGAAAAUUUUACUGGAAUGUCGUCGACUCUCUGUGAAAUCUUUGGCAAUGCCUUUGAUUGGAACUGGAAAACACAAGUUUCCAGAAGAUGUUGUUUUACGCAGUAUGAGAGACUCAUUUAUUCAAUUUAGCUCUUCUUUUCCACCUACCACAUUGAAGGAAAUCAGACUGAUUAGGUUUGUCCGAAACAAUCAAGAAACAAGUAGAAAUUUUACGAGGGAUGCCCUUGGAUUGAGAAAGAGCAUAGUCUCGAAAUUGUACACAAACCAACCGAAACGUUAUCCGAUAUCAUUGGGUGAGAAUUCCGUUCAAAAUGUGAAAUUUCAAAUCUACGCCCGUUCGAAACAAGACAUAUCUACAGCUAUUGGCAAAAUUGAAGAAUUUGUCAACGAAAACAUAACGUCAAAGUUUGUUGAGCACGAAGAUCUCGGAAAAAUCGUGAACGAAAACAUGUCUAAAUUAAAGCGUUUGGCUAAGGACAAUGAAGUAGGUAUUGUGUGUGAAAACGAGUCAUCUGUUUCAAUCGAGGGACUAACGAAAAACGUAAUGACAGCCAACGAUAAAGUAGCCGCAAUGAUUCAUGAUUACAACAUUGCCAAACAUGAAAAGUCAAUAAAGGAUAAUAAUGAAACAGAAUCAUUGCCUCCCCAUUGGGAUUAUCAACAAAGCCACGAGUUUGUUAAACUUGUGCAAUUACUACCAUCAAGUCCUGAGUACCUUGAAGUGCUAAGUCAUUUUGUUCACAAUGGUGGACAUCAAUCGCAACUUCAAAAAGUGGAAAGAAUCCAAAACCCUCAACUUUACUCGAGGUAUAUGACUUUCAAAAAAACCAUGAAAACUCAACCAAACGAAAAGCGACUCUACCACGGUACUGAUGCAGCCAAUAUUGAAUCAAUAAACGUAUCUAAUUUAAACCGAAGCUUUGCCGGUGUCAAUGGUGUUGCGUAUGGUAAUGGUGUAUAUUUUGCUCGUAAUGCCUCAUAUUCAAUGCGAUACGCCAAAAGAGGAAUGUCGACAUCUUCAAAAAUGUACCUUGCCAAAGUUCUCGUUGGGUUGUACACUAAAGGAGCUCCUGGAUUGAAAGCACCUCCUUCAAAAAAUGAUCCUUUCAAUCCUGGUCUACGAUAUGACUCAGUUGUUGAUAAUUUAGUGAAUCCAAAUAUUUUCGUCAUAUUCCAAGACAACCAAUAUUAUCCUGAGUACCUGCUCACUUUAAAAUAAGGAUGGCCAUGUUACCCGCAGUAAAUUCUUUAAAACAAUGUUUUUUAUGGAAUAGGCUUGAUGAACUCUGUCUUUGUCAUUUUAAAUACCUCCUUUUAAAGGAAGCUUUCAUAGUUUGUUACGGGUUAGAGCAAGGGUAUUAAAAUUAGUUCACUGUC
Molecule: messenger RNA, 3615 nt
Organism: Xenia sp. Carnegie-2017
Lineage: Eukaryota; Metazoa; Cnidaria; Anthozoa; Malacalcyonacea; Xeniidae
Exons: 7
Coding region: 110-3457 (1115 amino acids)
Biological process (GO): negative regulation of gene expression
Cellular component (GO): nucleus; cytoplasm
Molecular function (GO): transcription corepressor activity; NAD+ poly-ADP-ribosyltransferase activity
Source: RefSeq, a predicted model, not a curated record